AUGGCCGCAUCCCACAUUCCCAACCUGAACACACUGCGACGAGGCCGAGGUCGCGAUCGAGGCACGGGUCGCGCAGAUUCAACCGCCCCGUCUGGCAAAGACCGCGUUGUGCAAGGAACCGACAAUGACGCCAGCGUGUCCCGCCUCAGCGCUGUCGAGCUGGGAUACCUAGAAGAUGCAUAUGCAACGGCAUUGACCCCCCAGGGUCCGCGACACGGCGGCUCCCAAUUAUCAACAGAGCUCGUAGCUCGCUUUCUCGGUCCAUACUCGCCAGAAGUGCGGACACCCAAGAAACAGAUUAUCUCGUUAGGUGCUGGCUCAGAUACGCGGGUCUUCCGUCUUCUUUCAUCACGACAAGUACCGGACUUUGUCUACCAUGAGAUUGAUUUCGCGGUCAACACGGCUGCGAAGAUUCGCGCGAUCCGCUCGGCGCCGAUAAUGCAGCGCACGCUGGGAAUUGACUCGGAGAAGGACACUAAUAGCUCGGUGACGGUGUCGGAGGCCGGGGAUGCGCUUCAUUCGUCUGCCUAUCAUGUCCACCCUGUUGAUCUGCGAUCGCUAGCUGGUAGCAGUGAUCCCGGCGCAAUACUCCCUGGCGUGGAUACCAGUUUGCCGACUCUCUUGAUAUCAGAGUGCUGUCUUAUAUACCUGUCACCGACCGAGGCAGAGGAGGUAGUUUCCUUCUUUACGAAACGUCUCUUUGGCACAGAGGAUCCACAAGCACAGUCACCGCUGGGGUUAAUCCUCUAUGAACCUAUUCGCCCGAAUGAUUCAUUCGGCCAAGUCAUGGUCUCAAAUCUUGCGGCGCGCGGUAUCCAGCUCCAGACGCUCCAUCGAUAUGCAUCGCUCGAGGCGCAGCGGGGCCGGUUCCGAGAGCAGGGCUUUGGGAACGGUCAGGCAGCGGCUGAUAUUGAGUUUAUCUGGAAGCAGUGGAUUAGUGAAGAGGAGAAGGAGAGGGUUGCGGGCUUGGAGAUGCUGGAUGAGAUGGAGGAGUGGCAGCUUCUUGCGAGGCACUAUUGUAUUGCCUGGGGCUGGAGGGAUCGUGAGGAUGUUGCGGCUUUUGCUGGGUGGAAGGAUUUAGAGGCUCAGCAACGCGAGUAG
This is a messenger RNA of Penicillium canescens, 1101 nucleotides long. It is a transcript of the gene ppm1, whose product is annotated as protein C-terminal leucine carboxyl O-methyltransferase ppm1. Bases 1 to 1101 code for a protein of 366 amino acids. The transcript is spliced from 2 exons. The record is from RefSeq and is a predicted model, not a curated record. Gene Ontology annotation, molecular function: protein C-terminal leucine carboxyl O-methyltransferase activity. NCBI's taxonomy places the organism in Eukaryota, Fungi, Ascomycota, Eurotiomycetes, Eurotiales, Aspergillaceae. Gene Ontology annotation, biological process: C-terminal protein methylation.